Messenger RNA from Lucilia sericata (common green bottle fly), 6786 nucleotides. It is a transcript of the gene Rbp, whose product is annotated as RIMS-binding protein 2. Gene Ontology annotation, molecular function: protein binding. The record is from RefSeq and is a predicted model, not a curated record. NCBI's taxonomy places the organism in Eukaryota, Metazoa, Arthropoda, Insecta, Diptera, Calliphoridae. The transcript is spliced from 21 exons. Bases 793 to 6138 code for a protein of 1781 amino acids. Gene Ontology annotation, biological process: neuromuscular synaptic transmission.
GAAAAAUAAAAUAUUCUACAAUAUUAUUAACAGCAGCAGCAGCAACAACAACAACAGCAACCUAAAAGCAUAUCGAUAAAAGUGUAAAAAAUAUAUAGAAAAAAAGAAUAAAGCAGAGAAAAAAUACAGCAACAUUGCUACACACAUAUACAACAAAUACACACUCAUAUAUACACACAUACAGACAGACAUACAAACAUACAUACAUAUUUAAAAUAUAUAACAACCAACAAACAGUCAUACAUUAAUAGAUAUAACAGAAACUAACCCAGCAAACAAUUUAACUAAAGAAACAAGUAACCCAGCCAACCUUUACGCGCACAUAUUCAUAUGUUCUUUCGUUCGUUCAAACGUUCGUAUGUUUGUAUGUAUUGAGAAAUUGUACUACUACUACCGUUACUAAUACUAUUGCAACUACAAUUACUACUACACAUACACACUCUCACUCUUCCUCUCUCUCUCACUCUCUCUCUAUCACUAUCUCUCUCUCGGUAUCAGCAUACAAAAGCUAAACUGCCUUCAAAAAAUGUGUCUCAAAUGUCGUUGACACUUAUCAUUAUAAAAUUAUCUAAAAUUACCAUAAAUUAUAAAAUUCAAAAAUAGUUCAGCAACAACAACUAACGAUAACAACAACAGCAGCAGCAAAAACACCAACAACAACAACAUCCACAAGUAGAAAAUUACCUCAAAGGAUUUUUUUUGUAGUUCGAAUCCUUUGAAACAAAAGCAGUGCAGCAGCAAACUGACAGAAAAAAACAUUAACCAUAAAAAUAUCUAAAGAAAUAGUUUACGAUGCCGUACGAAACAAUGCACCAUUCACAGCAACACCAUCAUCAAACAUCCACAGCUAACGGUAUGUUCGACUCCUUAAGUUUACAGUUACGCGAUGCUGAAACGCGUCGUUCCGAAAUCGAACGAGCACAUCAAGAAACCUUGGCACAAAUUCGUAAUCUUAGCAGUUCUGGCGGUCGUCAAGAUAUAGAAGCCAUUGAAAAUUUACAAUCUCGUGCCAGAGAACUAGAGAAAAAGGCUGCAUUGGAAAAUGUUCACUGCGAAGAAUUACAAAUUGAAUUAUCUGCUGCCAUGAAAACGAAAUCAUCUCGUUCGAGCGGCGUAACAAAUAUGGGCCAGAAUGUUGUUUCGAGUGCCACCGCUACAUCGGGUACCAGCACAUCAGUUACCUGGGCACCUACAAUAGGCCAUCAUGGCCAUCAUGAUGAUCAGGGUUCGGAAAUUGAUAUCAUAAUGGCCAAAAUAGAACAGGCACGUUUAUCUCUAGCUAAUGAUAAUCGUGUUUUGGCCGAAUUAGAAAAUCCUAGAACAUCAGCUGGUCACUCAUCCAUGCCCACAAGUUCCAUAUUGAAUACAACAAAUAGCGAAUUUAAAACCAUAUCAAAAACAGAACUUGAAGAAGAACUGAAUCGUUAUAAGCGCGCCGUGCUUGGUGGCAGUAGUGGGAUGUCGGGUGCAGUGGGCAGUAGUGCCUACACCGGUUACUCGUCCGCUUUAACCUCCACUCUACCCAAUGGUGGCGGAGGUGUUAGUGGUACCGGUACUACCGGUGUGGUUUCAAGUCAUUCGGGUACCACGUCAUCCGGACAUGGUCCCGGUUUAACAUCCAUAUCGGCCUUGGUGCCAAAUUCAAUCGGUGGCAUUUCCUCAAGUCUCAGUAGUCAUGCUAUAACGGCUGCCUCAGCAUACGGAGCGGCCGGAAGUGGUGCUGGCACAUCGGCCGUUGAUAAGCUGUUGAGUGGAACAAGUGGAAUCACUGGCAUUCCACCAUUGCCGGUAAAUAUUCAUACGAUGAAGUCUAUGCCAUCAGCAUUAAGUCAGCGUGGCACAAUACAACUAUACAAUUUACAGAGCACAACUAUGCCUAUACUCUCGCUGAACUCGCAUAAUAUACCAACGGGCACCAGCAGCUAUUCGGCACUCGGUUUAAGUGGCACGGGCGCCGGUACUGGCGUACCUCCAUUGGGUGCUUCGCUGACCCAUCCCACCUUAGGCCUGGACACCGGCACACUGUUGGGUACAACGGGCUUAUCUGGUCUGGGUACCGGUUUGGCUGGUACUGCCUCACUUUACGGUUUGGGUUCCGGUGUUGGUGGCAUUGGCGCUGGUUUGCCAAGCACCUUUGGUCCUCCUCCUCCCUCAUAUCUGGAUAUCGGUUCAACCUCCUCCUAUCCUUUCACCUCGGCCGCCAUACGUAAUGCCACGAAAAUGAAAAUGCUGGAUGAGAUCGAUAUACCGUUGGCGCGCUAUGGCAAUCGCAGUUCACCUUGCUCACCGAUUCCACCCAGUACUUGGGGUCUUGAUGAAUUUCCCGAUAGCAUGAGCGCCUCAAUGAUGCAUAGUCGUGGCGGUUUAGCUUUAGGACCUAUGGACAUGGAAUCUCGCAAUCACAAUUUAAAUGGCGUCAGCGAACCACAGGUUGAUAUGUUGGACAUACCAGGCAAGGGACGUUGUUGCGUAUUCAUAGCCCGUUUUCCUUAUGAUCCACCAGAAGAUGCUGAAGGAGAAUUAUCAUUGUGUGCGGGUGAUUAUCUAUUAGUAUGGACCAGUGGUGAACCACAAGGCGGUUAUUUAGAUGCCGAAUUACUAGAUGGUAGACGUGGCCUGGUGCCAGCUUCAUUUGUACAGCGUUUAAUAGGUGAUGAUCUUCUGGAAUUUCAUCAAGCCGUCUUAUCCACUUUGCGUGAUGCCGAAGAUGGUUCUAUGCAAUGUGAUUCAACAUCAUUGCCCUCAUUGCCACCGCACAAUCCAUUGCUCACCCAUACCCAAGAGGAUUUAGCUAGAUUAAGUGAAACUCAUACUGAUCUGGAACACGAUCAAGAUGAUAUUAGUGAUAAUGUUCCAGCUCCAAAGCAUUUGACAUUGGAAAGACAACUGAAUAAGAGUGUUUUAAUCGGUUGGUCACCACCUGAACCCCUGGGCUAUAAUUUGAUUGAUAGUUAUCAUGUCUAUGUCGACGGAGUGCUCAAAGUUACUGUUAAAGCAAAUGAACGCACACGUGCUCUUAUCGAGGGUGUGGACUCUAAUAGACCUCAUCGCAUUAGUGUACGUAGUGUUGCACAAAAUCGCCAACAAUCUCGAGAUGCUGCUUGUACCAUGAUCAUUGGUCGUGACACUUCACACUUGGGUCCAUCGUCUGUGCGGGCUACGCAUAUAACGUGUUCAUCGGCUGUCAUCACAUGGCUGCCAGCCAAUUCCAAUCAUCAGCAUGUAGUUUGUGUAAAUAAUGUCGAAGUACGCACCGUUAAGCCGGGUGUCUAUCGCCACACAAUAACCGGUUUGGCACCCAGUACUCAAUAUCGAGUAACUGUACGAGCCAAACAUUUGCGGGCACCCGGUGGCCAUCAGCCACCGGGCCGUCCUCAAGAGGAGGCGCCCGGAGCAUAUGCUGAUUUCCGUACCCUCACAAAAGGGUUGCCUGAUCCUCCACAGGAUAUACAACUUGAGGCUGGUCCUCAGGAUGGUACCAUUCUAGUGACAUGGCAGCCAGUUAAUAGGCCCACCUCAUCGGGGCCUGUAACCGGCUAUUCUGUGUACGCUGAUGGUAAAAAGGUAACCGAUAUCAAUUCACCUACGGGAGAUCAUGCGCUCAUCGAUAUUGGUAAAUUGGGUACAUUUAAUCCCAGAGCCGUAACUAUACGUACUAAAUCCCGUGAAGCACAAUCGGCCGAUAGUGCACCCAUAUUAAUACCAAAUUCUGUUCGUAGUGCUGUAGGUAGAAGGGGACCAAAUCAAAUGGGUAUGGGCAUGGGUCAACACUUACCCCAGGGGCCUCACGGUCCCAUGGGCAUGCAACAGCAACAACAUAUGAUGGGUCAUCAGGAUCCCAAUCAAUAUGAUCCCAAUCAAAUGCAACAGCAGCAACAGCCGGGCAUGCAACAACAACCCGGCAUGCAGCAGCAACAGCAACCCGGUCAACAACAGGGCCAACAGGCCGAGGGAAGUACCGGUGUAUUAGGAGGCCUAUUCGGGGGCCUCUUUUCAAAACAAACACCACAAACUCAGACUCAAACUCAAACUCAAGCGAAUCAAAAUAUUAACGGUUACCCACCGGGCCAACAGCAGCAACGUAUGAUGCGGCCGCCAGGUGUUCAGGGUAUGCAGCAGCAGCAACAACCGUAUGGACCUCAAGGCCCCAUGGGUCCACAGCAGCGUUUCCCCGGCCAAAGAGGUCCUGCCCCUCCGGGUCAAAUGCAACCGGGUGGACCCAUGCAACAAGGUAUGAUGCCCGGUCAAACGCAACCCGGCAUGCAACCUGGUGGCAUGCAAGGUCAAAUGCAAGGUGCUAUGGGCCUUAGAGGUCCAAUGUCUCAACAGCAGCAAAUGCAGCAGCAGCAGCAACAACAACAACAACAAAUGCAACAAGGCCAAAUGAUGCCCGGCCAACAAGGUCUAACACCACAACAGCAGCAGCAACAACAACAACAGCAGCAGCAACAGCAACAAAUGGCAGCGGCCGCCCAGAAAAAGCCCCGCUACUUUGUUGCCAUGUUCGACUAUGAUCCCAGCACAAUGAGUCCAAAUCCAGAUGGAUGCGACGAAGAACUGCCAUUCCAAGAGGGUGAUACUAUUAAGGUCUAUGGUGAUAAGGAUGCCGAUGGUUUUUAUUGGGGUGAAUUGCGUGGUCGUCGUGGCUAUGUACCUCACAAUAUGGUUACAGAGGUUGAUGAUGGCACUGGUCAAAUGGGCCAAAUGGGUGGCCAGAUGCCUCAACAACCCGGCGGUGGUACGGGCCAAGUAAUGCCCGGCCAAGUGGGCACUCAACAGAGUAUGCGAAAUGUUAGUCGUGAUCGUUGGGGUGAUAUUUAUGCAAAUAUGCCAGUUAAGCGCAUGAUCGCCCUCUACGAUUAUGAUCCACAAGAACUAAGCCCCAAUGUUGAUGCCGAACGUAAAGCGGCCAGUAGCGGUGGUCGUGGUGGUCUCUUUGGGGGAAUAUUUAGUAAUUUAUUGCCCACUUUUACUCAAGACACAACCACUUCACGUUGGCAAGUGGAGUUGAGUUUUAAAACGGGUGAAAUCAUACUUGUGUAUGGUGAUAUGGAUGAAGAUGGUUUCUAUAUGGGUGAAUUGGAUGGCGUGAGAGGUUUAGUACCUUCUAAUUUCUUAGCCGAAGCGCCCGAUACAUAUAGCAAUCAAAUGAUGCCUGGUGGUGGCCCUGCAGGACGCGGUGGCUUGGCCAGUCAAAGGGGCAGAGGUCAAGGGCCGGGUGCUAGAGGACCGCCACCACCUCCUCGAGAUAAUAUGAUGCCUGGUAUGGCAGGACCUCGUGGUCCCCAAGGAAAAAAUGCUCGCCCUGCUUCCCCUACACUGUUAGACAACACGGGCCACCCUGCCCCCGAUCACCAAACGCAGGGGAUGAUCGGUCGCGGUGGUAAUGUUGCUGGCAUGCAGCAGCAACAACAACCUUAUGGUCAGCAACAAACGCAAAUGGGACAACAACAACAGCAGCAGCAACAGUUACAGCAACAACAGCAACAGAUGGGUGGCAUGGGGCCAAUGGGCCAGAUGGGUCAGCAGGGUAUGAUGGGUCAACAGCAGCCAAUGGGUCAACAGGGACAACAGCAAAUGGGUCAGAUGGGUCAAAUGGGCAUGAUGGGCCAGCAGCAACAGCAGCCUGGUCAACAGAUGGGACAAAUGGGUAUGAUGGGUCAGCCGCAACAACAGCCACAACAACAACAGCAACAACCUCCUCCCGUAUCGCAACCCUCAGGCGGUUUAUUAUCCGGUGCAACUAGUUUGCUCUCGGGUGCUACUUCGGCUGCCACCGGUGGUCUAUUUGGAUCUAAACAACCACCAAAACAAGAUCCAAUGCAACCACAAGGUGGUGCGCAGCCAACGCAGCAAACAUCAACCGGCCUGGGAGGAUUAUUUGGCGGCGGCCAACAGCAGCAGCAACAACAACAACAGCAGCAGCAGCAACAACAGCAACCCCAACAACAACAGCAGCAACAACAACAACAACCACAAGUGCCACCUCAAGGUCAACAGCCACCACCACAAAGCCAAGGGCCCGGUGCUGGUCUGCUGGGCGGUCUCAAAGGUAUCGCCGCAGCAGCGCCGGGUGGUGAUGUGCUGUCGAAAGGUAAGGAUCUCUUUGGCAAAUUCGGAUUCGGUUUUGGCAAAUAACCCCGGUCAUAUUAUAGGUCGUUUUUAUAUAUAUUAUAUUAAUAAUAAUUAUUAUAUAUUAAUAAAUUACUUAAUAAUUAAUUAAAUCAGAAAAAUAAUACAUAAUACAUAUUGAAAAUAAUUAAUAAUAAAAAAGUAAACAAUAUAAUACCAAAGUCAAGAAAAGGUUUAACUUUCGAUGAUUUCUUUAGGAAUGUUAAGCUCCAUUCCAAUUUUUCCCCAUAUAUUUUAUAUUUUUAAAUAAAAUUCUAUCAACUUCAACAGAAAUCGUUAAAUUUUCAAUUUACAACUUUCUAUAGAUUUUCAAGAAUUAGAAUUCCGAUAUUAUUAAAAUCCAAAGUUUGUUAUAAAUAUUUUAAAUAGUUUAUCAAAAACUCUACUCAAAAGUUAUAAUUUUGAAUAUUUUUUUAGAAAUAAAAAAUUUAUUAAAAAUUUAUUGAAAAUUUGCUCUAGAAGUAGAGAAUUUAUUGAAAAAACUUUUUAUAAAUUGAGAAUUUUGUAGUAUUUCUCAGUGAAUAAAAAACAUUUUAUAAAUGCUUCGUAAAUCUGUCUUCAAAUUGUAAGAACUAUAGAUUAUAGAUUAGACUAGACUAUAGACUAGACUAUAGACUAGACUAUAGACUAGACUAUAGACUAGACUAUAGACUA